Pollicipes pollicipes is the source of this 2254-nucleotide messenger RNA. Its product is annotated as myosin-M heavy chain. Gene Ontology annotation, molecular function: guanyl-nucleotide exchange factor activity. The transcript is spliced from 13 exons. Bases 1 to 1953 code for a protein of 650 amino acids. The record is from RefSeq and is a predicted model, not a curated record. Lineage: Eukaryota; Metazoa; Arthropoda; Thecostraca; Pollicipedomorpha; Pollicipedidae. Gene Ontology annotation, biological process: positive regulation of Rho protein signal transduction.
AUGGCCGGCCAGCGGUACCGCGCGCGUUGCGAGCCCGGCCCAGACACGGACGACACCGUGCUGUCCCCUGCCGGCUCGCCAAUAUCCAACAAGGCUCUGCUCUUCAACGACACCAUGCGGCUGCAUAUGCCGACGGCGCGGCCGACAGGCACGGCCUCCAGGUCUAUGGAGCCCGAUAGCCCGGCAAAGCCACGUCCGCCCUCCAAGCAGCCGGCUCCUCCCACGGUGGCGCAGUCGGCGCCGUCGGCACCGGGUCUAGCCUUCGCGGACGACGCGGUGACGUCGCGGCCCGCGUCGCUCUCGUCGUUCCGGCCGGACGCGCCGCUGCACGCGGCGGCGGCCGGCUCGCCCGAGCAGGUGCGCUCGAUGUUUGGCGGUGCCUCGCGAGCCGAGAUCCUCAGCUACCUGCAGACGGCGCGCGAGCGGCAGCUGACCACCGAGGCAGAGACCGAGUACGGCUGGGGCGCGCCGGACUGCACCGGCCACACCAGCCCGCGCAGCUCCAACAGCGACUCUUCCGAGUACGGCAGGCCCGCCAGCUCCAAGGGCGGCCGCUGUCUGUCGGCGGAGGUGGAGCGGACAGACUCGGGCGUCGGCUCGGAGACGAGCAAGGCGCCGGUGCGGUCGGGCCAGCUCGGCGCCCACGACUGCGACGACUGCCGCCAGCCCGUACAGACCCAGGUCACCGACAGCGGGGUGCGGUUCGACCCGUCCGUGUGCAGGAAGUGCCACAAGAAGCGUCAGGAGCGCAAGGAGAUCCUGACCGAGAUCGUGGAGACGGAGCUCAAGUACGGCCGCGACCUGCGCGUCAUGCUGGAGGAGUUCUACCGGCCGAUGCUGGUGGCCGGCCUGCUGACGCAUGAGCAGCUGUCGCAGAUAUUUCUCAACGUGGAGGAGCUGCUGGAGGUGAGCCGCCAGCUGACAGCGCGGCUCAAGGAGGCGCUGGAGGCGGCGCUCAACCAGGGCGACGACGACCUGCUGUCGGUCAGCAUCGGCGACGCCUUCCUCGACGGCCUGGACAACACGCUGAGGGCGUUCGAGACUUACUGCACCAAGCAGGGCGCUGCAUCCCUUCUUCUCGCCAAUCUGGAGAAAGAGAAGGAGCUGCUGCGCGUCUUCCUGAAGGUCUCCCAGAUGGAGAACAACCUCUUGCGGCGCAUGAACCUCAGCUCCUUUCUCAUGGUACCGAUCCAGAGGGUGACCAAGUACCCGCUGCUGCUGUCGCGCCUGCGGAACGUGACGCCGGUGGGCCACGAGAGUGGCGCACCGCUGGCCGACGCCCAGGAGCGUAUUGAGCUCCACCUGGAGCACAUGAACGCGACGGCCAAGGACAGCGGCGGAUCUCGCAUCUGGAGGCGCAUCUCCAUGAUGGGCGGCGCCGCCACGCCCAUCAAACGGAGCGUCUCCGAGCAGGACAUCACGACCCUCCGGCUGCGCAAGUUUGGCCUGGAGACGCUGGAGUGGCCGGCCGAGGAGUCCAGCGUUGCACUCGACGGCCGGCUGCUGUACACGCUGCCGUCGGAGAACAACUGGACGCGGCGCGGCCGGUUCUCGGUCCGCAUGACGGCCGUGCACGCGCUGCUGGUGACGCUGGGAGGCGCGCCGGCCGACUGGAGCGCCCAGCUGGGCGGCCAGCGGCCGCUGCUGCCGCGCACCGGCCGCCUCCGGCAGACGGCGCUGCUGCUGGUCAAGGACAAAGCGCCCGGACGUAUGGCGCUGGCCAGGGACCCGAUAAAUCUGGACAAGUGCAUCAUUUGCACAGAUCCGGAGGUUCGAGACUGCUUUGAAAUUCACGAGCACACAACCAAAGAAUCACUCAUUGUCAAGGCAGAGGACGCCGAGCGGACAGAACUGUGGCUCCGGCACCUGCAGUACUUCGCACAACGCCUCGGGGGCUGGAGAAAGCGGCGCAACGGCCUGGCCAACAUCAUGAUAGGCCUUUCCGACGUGUAGGUGCUGCCACCUAGGCAAUGCUGUGACACCUGGUGCUGCCAUCUGUGAUAAUCAGCCGACGCACACCCGUCAGGCCGGCUGAGCGUCAAGCGGACACGGCCUGCGUGCGCUGCUGACCUGUCCGUGACCCGCGCGCGACGGCGGCCCCUCCGCGGCACGGCAACCGUGCUGGCGGCCUGGUGGGUCUGGGAAGAGUUAACCGUAGGCGUGAGGCUAAUCCGGGAAGCGGCGAGUACGACGUAGCAUGCGUGCUCUCGCGGCUUGUGUAGCGUUUGUCAGUGCUAAUAUACGCCAAACAAAA